Messenger RNA from Trichoderma harzianum CBS 226.95, 1503 nucleotides. RefSeq lists its product as hypothetical. The record is from RefSeq and is a predicted model, not a curated record. The transcript is spliced from 4 exons. Gene Ontology annotation, biological process: transmembrane transport. Gene Ontology annotation, molecular function: transmembrane transporter activity. Lineage: Eukaryota; Fungi; Ascomycota; Sordariomycetes; Hypocreales; Hypocreaceae. Bases 1 to 1503 code for a protein of 500 amino acids.
AUGUGGUCUCUCAAGCAGCGUCGUCAAAUUAAAAAGGACAUACUUCGGGAGCUGAACCAAAAAGAAGAAUCGCGAUUGCAAUCACUCUCGAACGGACGUACCGACCCAGAGGCGAAUCAAUCUCUGCAGUCAUUCACAUGUGGACCUGAAGAUACGCUCAAUCCACAAAACUGGCCGCUUAUUUCAAGAUGUAAAAAUCUUUUUAUAUUGGCAUUUCUCAUAUUUACCCAAGGCUGGGCAGGCGGUUCCCAAUCAAUGGAGAAUUCAGUAGCAAGUUCAACGUUUCAUGUGAGCCAGACCACUGAGAAUUUAGAUACCGCGAUGUAUCUGUUUGGAGUUGGAACGGGCGCUCCAUUUGCGGGACCAUUGUCCGAGACAGUUGGAAGAAAUCCUGUAUAUUUACUGGCUACGUUUUGCUACCUAUUUUUCGUCUUGGGAUCCGCGAAAGCAACCACAUUUGGUGGACGUAUUACCUGCCGUUACUUUGUUGGCUUGUUCGCCAGCGCUACCUUGUCCAUCAAUGGAUCCAGUGUCAGGGAUCAGUUCAGAGAUGUCAAGAGAGCCUUUGUCUUUCCAAUUAUAGCUUGGGUUAAUGUAAUAGGCCCUGUAAAUGCACCGGUAGCAAGUGGUUGGCUCGUUUCUAGUCCUAGAUUGGGUUGGCAUUGGCCCGAUUGGAUCACUUUAAUAAUAUCCGGUGUCGCGUUCUCAAUUGCACUUCUGUUUCUUCCGGAAACAUACCUGCCGCUGCUUUUGGAUUGGAGGGCGAAAGAAUACCGGCGUUUGACUGGCGACAAUAGGUUUACCUCCGAGCACGCUACAUCAGCAAAUUUCCUGGGGCGCCUAAAACACAAUGUUACACUUGGUAUCACAUUUUUCCGAACAGAAAUUAUUGUAACAGUACUAGGCUUCUACCUUCUACUCUUAUACACGCUUCUUUUCACUUCCCUGUCAGGAUUCGAUUUCAUCUUCAAGGACACAUAUGGGCUCUCUACUGGCCUUACCGGUAGUUGCUUCGCCUCUAUUGCAGUAGGGUCGACGCUUUUCACAUUCAGCGCACCAGGCUUAUACAGCUGGGCUCGCAGAGUUACAGAACAUGUGCAUGGAGCAGCCGUUGAACCCGAGUUUCGACUAUGGCCUGCGAUCGUUACGUCGCCCAUGUUGCCCCUAUGUCUUUUCUGGCUCGGAUGGACCAACUACCCUCAAAUUCCUAUAUGGUGCGGGUUGUGUGCUUGUUUGGUAUUCGGUAUUGUCUUAACUGCAUUUUAUGUGAGCAGUUAUGAAUACAUAAUAGAUAGCUACGGUGACCAUUCAGCUAUCGCUCUUGCGAGUGUUACAUCCGUACGGUACUUGGCUGCAGGUGGAAUGGUAAUGGCUACACGCCCAAUGUACACGGCCAUUGGUGUCCAUUGGACAAUGACACUCUUGGGUUGUGUUGCGGCUAUUCUUAGCCCUGCGCCGUUACUGUUCUGGUUCUAUGGACCCAAGCUCAGAUUAAACAGAUAA